This is a messenger RNA of Syngnathus typhle (broad-nosed pipefish), 1880 nucleotides long. It is a transcript of the gene cars2, whose product is annotated as cysteinyl-tRNA synthetase 2, mitochondrial. NCBI's taxonomy places the organism in Eukaryota, Metazoa, Chordata, Actinopteri, Syngnathiformes, Syngnathidae. The record is from RefSeq and is a predicted model, not a curated record. Gene Ontology annotation, molecular function: cysteine-tRNA ligase activity; ATP binding. Bases 163 to 1839 code for a protein of 558 amino acids. Gene Ontology annotation, biological process: cysteinyl-tRNA aminoacylation. The transcript has 16 exons. Gene Ontology annotation, cellular component: cytoplasm.
UUCCACACACAAUAUGGCGGCUCAGUCAACGUACAAUUUUUCGCUGAAGAAGGUAUCUAUGAAGAUUUGUCGUAUCCGAGUUUGACAAGGUUCACUUGAUGUCUGGUGUAUAUUCCUAGAACCAGCUCAUACCAGAGCUGUGCAGAGUUCCGAGGUCAUAGCAUGUGGAGAAACCAAGUCAAUUCGUUUCUACGGCGAGCCAAAAGACUUGUAAAAGCAAGAAUCCGUGGAACAUGCAGCAGAAGCGAGAAGAAGUGGUUCUUGCCCACGGGAUAUGACACUGGGUUAAAGACUUUCAACAGCCUCAGUAAACAGAAAGAGCCGCUGAUUCUGUCUCGAGAGGGAGUAGCCACUUGGUAUAGCUGUGGGCCUACUGUAUACGACCACGCCCAUUUAGGCCAUGCAUGUUCAUACGUCAGGUUUGAUGUGCUGCAGAGAAUCUUGUCCAGGUUGUUUGGUAUCACGAUCAUUCACGCCAUGGUCAUCACAGACAUCGAUGAUAAAAUCAUCCAAAGAGGUUGGCAGGAAAACGUCUCAUCCACCAUUAUAGCCAGAAUGUAUGAAGAGGAAUUUAAGAAGGAUAUGAGGUCAUUAAAGGUGAUUCCUCCUGCAGUGUAUUUAAGAGUCACCGAAAACGUGCCGCAAAUUGUGGCCUUCAUUCAAAGGAUUAUUGAGAACGGAAAUGCCUAUGCCACAAAAGAAGGUGAUGUUUAUUUUGAUAUUCAGUCCAUUGGGGAUCGAUACGGCAAGUUUGGGGGAGGUGGAGAGUCUCAGGAAAGAGCAGGUAGCGCCAGCAAAAAAGAUGUGAGGGAUUUUGCUCUAUGGAAGCGAUCAAAAGCACAAGAACCCCAUUGGGAGUCUCCUUGGGGCCCAGGAAGACCAGGCUGGCAUAUCGAGUGUUCCACCAUGGCAAGCUCGGUGUUUGGCAGUCAGGUGGAUAUCCACUCGGGUGGCGUGGACCUGGCCUUCCCUCACCACGAGAACGAGGUGGCGCAGAGUGAAGCCUAUCAUCGGUGUGACCAAUGGGCCAAUUACUUCCUGCACUCAGGACAUUUACACCUCAAAGGCAGCGCAGAGAAAAUGUCCAAAUCUUUGAAGAACUACAUCACUAUUAAGGACUUCCUGCAGUCUCACUCCGCCGAUGAGUUCCGUAUGUUUUGCCUCUUGACCAAAUACAGAUCAGCUAUAGACUACAGCGACAGCAGCAUGUCGGACGCUCGGGUCGCCCUGGCAAGUGUCUCGACCUUCUAUAACGACGCUCAGGCCUACAUAAAGGGUCAGCUGCAGUGUUUGCCGGUGCAAGACGCAUUACUCUGGGAGAGGUUGGCUCGGACCAAAGCGACUGUGAUGACAGCACUUGCUGAUGACUUUGACACCCCGAGAGCCAUGAAUGCCAUCAUGGACUUGGUUUACCAGGCAAACUGUCAGCUGCAGCCCGUUUCCACGGCUGCAGGAGCAACUAGAAGUCCGGCUGUGUUUGGAGCCAUGACAGCCUACAUAAGAGACAUAUUGGAGAUGUUUGGUAUUGACCCGUUGCAUAACAAGGAGGCGGAGGCAACGAGCCAGUCGGGAAGCUUCAGGGCUGUUGUCGAACAGCUGACUCAAUUCCGAAGUGAAGUCAGAGCAUUCGCUCUCACCCGUCAGUCAACCACUCCUGGGAAGCUCCAAGAAGCACUUUAUCCAGACAGAAUCCCACUUCUUAAAGCAAGUGAUGAACUGAGGAAGAAUCUGGCACCUCUUGGCGUGCUUAUAAAAGAUCGAGGAGCCGCCUCUACCUGGGAGCUAACAAAAAGGGCAUCCGAUAUCGCCGACAGCACUGAGAAAACAGUUCAUGAAUGAAUUCAAAUGAUUAAAGAAAUAAAUCUUUUUAAUAACUGUCA